GAGAGAGAGAGAGAAAGGCUUCAAAGGAUCCCUGAGGUAUAUCUUAUUCUGCACAUUACUUCAGAAGGGCCCUGAGUUUGUACCUGCUUUUGUCCCACUCUCAAAGCUGCAGCACGACGAUUGCAAAAUGGCCACUGCAGACUGGAUUGAUAAUGUUACUCAUUACUCCGAUCUUCCCACGACCAGCGACAACUACGACUACCUGUCCAGCUAUGGCACCUUCGCUGGCGAAGAGGAUCUGGUAGCCCCAUGCUUUGAGGACGACGACGAGUCCAGCUCGACGAUCCUGGCGGGCUGUCAGACGGCGUUCUACGUCCUGGUUUUUCUGGUGGGUGUGACGGGCAACUCGCUAGUCGUCGCCACCUUCGCCCGCUACUGGCGCGCCCGCCUCCGCAGCCUGACGGACGCCUUCCUCCUCCACCUGGCGCUGUCCGACCUGCAGCUGCUGCUCACGCUGCCCCUGCAGGCCGGCGAGGCUCUGCACGGCGAGUGGCCGUUCGACAGCGCCCUCUGCAGGGUGAACAGGGGACUGCGGUCGAUGAACACCUACAGCGGCCUGCUGCUGCUAGCCUGCAUUAGCGCCGAGCGCUACAGCGUGGUGGUGCUCCGCUCCGGGGCGACGCGUCGGGGGAAGGCCGGCGGCGGGUGCUGCCGUCGUCGGGUGGUGAUCCAAGCCACCGUGGCGUGCCUGACCGUGACGUUGGCCGCCGUCGCCCUGAGCGCCCCCGACUUCCUGUUCUCUGAGGUGGAGCGCAACAGCGGCAUGUGCGGCCUGAACGUGUGGGUGGAAGGGGCCGGCUCGCAGGUCAAGCUGGCGCUGACCGGUUCCAUGAUCGCCGGCUUCUGCGUGCCCUUCGCCGUCAUGGCCACGUGCUACGCGGCCAUCGGCUGCGUCCUGGCGCAGGGCCGGCGCCAGGCUCGCGGGCACUGCUGGCGGCGUCAGCGGACGCUGCGCCUGAUGGUGGCGCUGGUGGUCCUCUUCCUGCUCUUCCAGCUGCCCUACACGCUGGUGCUGGGCCUGAAGCUGACCGGCGCCUGGCGCUCCUGCGGCCUCUUUCUGUGGGAGAGCGCCACCUGCAGCCUGGCGUACACGCGCUGCUGCCUCAACCCCGUGCUCUACGCGCUGGUCGGCGUGCGCUUCCGCAACGACGUGCUGAGGCUGCUGCACGAGGCCGGCUGCCUCCGCCUCUGCCUCUCCGCCUCGCGGCUCACCCUCGACCCCGACAGCGGCAGCUCGAUCUCGCGGUCAUCGGCUGCGCCCCCCGGCGCCACCGCGCUGCUGUCGCCGAAGUCGCCCACACCCCUGCUGACGCCGCCAGACAUCGGAACCGACGUGAGCAGAGUGUUUGUGUAUCCGAGCCUUUCCUCUACUCACACCUGACUGUGUUCAUAGCCCGUAUACGUCCUCAGAACUGACCCACGUAUAAAAUCUUCACUCACCAUUCACCUCUCUCGAACACAAGCUACCCUCAUGAAAAAGGUCAUUCAAAAAUGGUCUCUUCCUUUCAGAGCACACACAGCUCACACAUUCCUUUUCAGACGCGUGUGUUUCAUUCAGCUGCCCACUGUUCCGCAGCGGGGACUCUGACCGAAUGCACACAUCACUGAACUUAAGAGUGAGAGAGACGCUGGGCAUUGAUCUCAUUAGAUUAUUAGAUUUUAUAUGAAGAGUUUGAUUCCAAAACACUAUAUAUAUAUAUACGUUUUUAAAAACAUUAAAAAGUCAUAAGUCAUCAAAUUGCAGUUGUGUUGUUUUGAUUGAGUAAAGAUAAAUCAAAUAAUAAUAUCCAAAAACAUUUCUACUGAAAUUACUUGGAAAACAAAUGGUAAAAAAGAAAAAAAUAUUUAUGAAAAUUCACAAAAAAAUGGUGGAUAGCGUUUCGGAUCCAACUCUUCAUAUGAUCUUUUAAUACAUUAUUGUAAGUUCUAUCUUUUACAUUAUCAUACAUACUUUACAUAUCCUCAGCUUCAUGCAUUAUCUGAAAGCAGAACUGUGACCAGUCAUUAGGCCUACAUCUCAGCAAUUUCUCAAGCACAUUUUCUAUGUACUGUAAGCCAUCAUCAUGUGACUGAAGAUUUUAUAACAUCCAAAAUGUAUAGUGUCAGACUUUAAUUAUGAUUGACUAAGUUGUGUUUGAAGCAACUGUAAAACACUCAUCGUAUCAUUAUAUGAUACAAUGUGCGAGCAUAUAGACACUUUUGUGAUUGUAUAACAUGUGUUCUAUUAUUAUUAUUUUAUUGCAACUAUAUAAUAACCACAGCAAUAGUCCAUUAAUCCACACCAAUAAUCAGAGGUCAAUGAUAGUCCACGGAAACAAAUAGUGGACAAUACAUACACAUAUGGAAUCAUUACAUCUGUUUGGAAGAGACGAAUAACUAUUUUAUUUCUAUUUGUUGUUUCUGAUGAAAUGAAGAAGUCUGAGAAGUAGCAAUAUUUCUAAAGCUUGCAUAUCUCCAGUGUUUGUAUUGUAACUAUGAUAAGCAUUACAUUACAGCAUUACAGCAUAACAUACAGUAUUUUCUAAAUUAUAGUCAUCACCAUUUGUCUGAACAUCAUAACUUAUAUCAGAAUAACAGUAAAGAUUCUUAAACAGAACACUGACUCUGUUGAUAAAGCCAGAGCCAUAUACAUACAUAUAUGUAUUUAUAUGGCUCUGGGUAAAGCAAAAUUAUUUUUUUCUUCUCAGGAGUAUGACAAGUAUGUGAUUUGCAGGGGGGCUACAACAGGUGCGUAACUGAAGCGUUUCCAUUUGCGAUGUCUGCUGCAACAAUUAGCUUCCACUCUGAUCAAUGGAACUAGCCACAGUACUGUAGAUGUGAUAGCAGCAGGUACUGUACAUUUGAAAAAAAAAAAAAAAAAAAAACAGACCAGUCUUCCAAAAUAGUUUUUAUGCAUUGCGAACGGAACGCUUCAGUUACACACCUUGUGUAGCCUCCGUUAGUGAUAAACCAGAGGGAGUGGUAAAGUUGCUAAUAGAGGAGCAUUAUGGCUUCAUCCAGACAACAAAACAACAAAGGCCUCUUCUUUUAGGAGGUUUAGCAGCUACUGUCAGUUAACUUACCCAGGUUUACCACUGAACCGCCUACUUGAGAUACCAGCCUGCUCUGUCUUUAUUGACACUUCUGUUCAAAAUGUGUUAUUUCUAAAAAAAAAAUUUAUAGAAUUAUUACUGUAUUCUUAAAUAAACGCCUGCCUAUCCAGUUUUGGCACGGUUUCCUUUAUCUGUUUACUCAAGAUGAGAUAUAAUGGCAAACAAUAGCGUCUAUGCAAGUCUCAUAGUUCGGAAUACAUCACCUUUGCCA
This is a messenger RNA of Sardina pilchardus (European sardine), 3303 nucleotides long. It is a transcript of the gene ccr10, whose product is annotated as chemokine (C-C motif) receptor 10. NCBI's taxonomy places the organism in Eukaryota, Metazoa, Chordata, Actinopteri, Clupeiformes, Clupeidae. The record is from RefSeq and is a predicted model, not a curated record. The coding region runs from base 128 to 1381 and encodes 417 amino acids. Gene Ontology annotation, cellular component: external side of plasma membrane; membrane. Gene Ontology annotation, biological process: G protein-coupled receptor signaling pathway; calcium-mediated signaling; positive regulation of cytosolic calcium ion concentration. Gene Ontology annotation, molecular function: C-C chemokine binding; C-C chemokine receptor activity. The transcript is spliced from 3 exons.